GCUCUGCGGACCCUCCUGAGCCUGCACCUCUCGCCCCGCAGGAAGGCCGCUGCCUGUUUGUCAUCCUGCUCAUGGCGGUGUACUGGUGCACGGAGGCCCUGCCCCUCUCGGUGACCGCCCUGCUGCCCAUCACCCUCUUCCCCUUCUUGGGUAUCCUGCGCUCCAGCAUAGUCUGCCCCCAGUACUUCCUGGACACCAACUUCCUCUUCCUCAGCGGUCUGAUCAUGGCCAGUGCCAUCGAGGAGUGGAACCUGCACCGGAGAAUCGCCCUCAAGAUCCUGAUGCUGGUCGGGGUGCGGCCGGCCUGGCUCAUCCUUGGAAUGAUGGUGAACACCUCCUUCCUGUCCAUGUGGCUGAGCAACACCGCCUCCACGGCUAUGAUGCUGCCCAUUGCCAGCGCCAUCCUGAAGAAUCUCUUUGGCCAGAAGGAGACUCGGAAGGACCUCGUCUCAGAGAGUGAAGAGAACACAGCUGCUGUGCGGACAAAAGCCCUGCACACUGUGCCGACGGAGAUGCAAUUUCUUGCCAGCACUGAAGACAAAGACUUCCCUGAGGAGGCAGAGGCUCCAUUGGAUCUUCCAGACAACUCCGUGAAGGAGGAAGAAUAUCGCAGAAACAUCUGGAAGGGCUUCCUCAUCUCCAUCCCAUACUCAGCCAGCAUCGGGGGUACUGCCACCCUCACGGGCACAGCCCCCAACCUCAUCCUGCUUGGCGGGCUCAAGAGCUUCUUCCCACAGUGCGACGCGGUGAAUUUCGGCUCCUGGUUCAUUUUCGCCUUCCCUCUCAUGCUGCUGUUCCUGUUGGUGGGCUGGCUCUGGAUCUCCUUCCUGUAUGCGGGACUGACCUUGAGGGGCUGGAGGAAGCAGAGCUCGGAGGUCAAAGCUGAUGCCGAAGAUAGGGCUCGAGCUGUGAUUCGGGAGGAGUACCAGAAUCUGGGGCCCAUGAAGUUUGCCGAGCAGGCCGUUUUCGUGCUUUUCUGCAUGUUCGCCAUCCUCCUCUUCUUCCGAGACCCGAAGUUCAUCCCCGGCUGGGCCAAUCUCUUCACCCCUGGGUUUACUUCUGAUGCUGUAACCGGCGUGGCCGUUGUCACCAUAUUAUUCUUCUUCCCGUCCCAAAGGCCCUCUCUCAAGUGGUGGUUUGACUUUAAAGCCCCCAACACAGAGACAAAGCCCCUGCUGACGUGGAAGAAGGCCCAGGACACCAUUCCCUGGAACAUCAUCCUUCUCCUGGGAGGGGGCUUCGCCAUGGCCAAAGGCUGUGAGCAGUCGGGGCUGUCUCUGUGGAUCAGUGACCAGCUGCACCCCCUGGAGAACAUGCCGCCCAUGCUGGCCGUCCUGAUCAUCACCUCGGUCAUAAUUUUCUUCACCGAGUUUGCCAGCAACACGGCCACUAUCAUCAUCUUCCUGCCCGUCCUGUCAGAGCUGGCCAUCCGCCUGAGAGUGCACCCCCUGUAUCUGAUGAUCCCCGCCACAGUGGGCUGCUCCUACGCCUUCAUGCUCCCAGUCUCGACGCCCCCCAACUCAAUUGCCUUCGCCUCUGGACACUUGCUGGUCAAAGACAUGGUGCGGGCAGGCUUCCUGAUGAACCUGGUAGGCGUCCUGCUGCUCAACGUGGCCAUCAAUACUUGGGCACAACCCAUCUUCCAGCUGGGCACCUUCCCGGACUGGGCCCACAGCCACUCAGCCAAUGUCACAGCACCGCCACCCACAUUUGUGGCCAACGACACCUUACGGACCCUCUGAGUCCUCCUUGGAGACUCUCUUUGGGCUG
Miniopterus natalensis is the source of this 1770-nucleotide messenger RNA. The record is from RefSeq and is a predicted model, not a curated record. Lineage: Eukaryota; Metazoa; Chordata; Mammalia; Chiroptera; Miniopteridae.